GAAGCAAAGGCAAAGGCAGAGUGGGGCGAGAGAGCUCGAGAGCUCGAGAGCAGCGUGACUGCCAUGAGCCCCACACACGCCCACACACUCUCGCCCCCGAAGCUUCGUCCCCACCAUGGCCGAUGGGUUCGUUUUUAUCGAACCCACACCCUCCCUUUUCCCCUCAUUAGCUGCAUCUGUGUGUGAAAUACAGAUAAUGCUGUGUGGUGGGUCCUCCGUGGCUGCUGCAGCUGUGCUCUAGGGUUUUGUAACGUCGGAUAUUGCUCCGAGGUUUAGUAGCAUGAGGGAAAAGAGGUGUAGGAUAACAUUGGAGUUGUAGGGGGGAGGAGGGAUUGAGUAAGUGAGGGCAAAAGUUACAACUGUGUUCUGAUAGGGAAUCUGCAGGGAGGGAUUUAGUAAGUGAGAGAGAAAGCUACAACCUUGUUUUGAUUAGGGUUUCUGCAGGGAGGGAUUGAGUUUUGAAGAGGAGGAGGAGAAGAGAUCCAGUGGUGUUUUUUUUUUCCCUUGGCUAUCAUCGCAUGGCCGAGGGAGUAGCAGGGGAUUUACGGGAGCGACCGUUUCUGGCGCAGAGGGAGCACGUGGAGAAUUGCUAUGGCGGGACGGCAAAUGCUUCGGCAUCUCCCGUGACGGUGUUGCAGCAGCAGGAGCAGGACCGGGACCAGCUCCAUGAUGGAUUGGGGUUCCGCCAGUGGAUGCUGGCGGGGUCAGUGGCCGGCAUGGUGGAGCAUAUGGCAAUGUUCCCUGUAGACCUGGUGAAGACGCGCAUGCAGAUGUUGCAGUGUGCUGGUGGCGCUGCCCAAAGAUCCGUAUAUGAAGCGUUUUUCGCAAUUUUGAUGAAGGAUGGCCCGCUGGGGUUGUACAGGGGAAUUGGAGCUAUGGGACUUGGGGCAGGGCCAGCGCAUGCUGUUUAUUUUGCCGCUUACGAGACGUUGAAGGAAUACUUGGGGGGUAAUAAGAGCGGACAUCAUCCAUUUGCGCAUGCGCUUGCGGGAGCUGGAGCUACAAUUGCCAGUGAUGCCGUGUUCACGCCCAUGGAUGUGGUCAAGCAGCGGUUGCAGCUGGUUCACAGCCCUUACAACGGCGUUUUGGAUUGCAUUAAGAAGACAAUGAAAGAGGAAGGGUUCUCUGCAUUUUACAAGUCCUACAGGACCACUGUAGUGAUGAACAUCCCCUUCACGGCUGUUCAUUUCGCGGCUUACGAAGCGGGAAAGAAAGUCUUAGGAGACAUUUAUCCAGAUUAUGCGGAUGAGGAACAUUUGCUGAUGCAUAUUACUGCUGGUGGAGCCGCUGGAGCAUUGGCUAGCGCUGUUACAACCCCGCUUGACGUGAUCAAGACAAGGUUGCAAUGCCAAGGUGUAUGUGGAGCUGAUAGAUACAAAAACAGCUCUGUGUUAGCAGUAGCCCGCAACAUUGUUAAACGGGAAGGCCCAGGUGCACUUUGGAGAGGUAUGCGACCUCGUGUACUAUUCCAUACACCAGCAGCUGCAAUCUGCUGGUCUACGUACGAAGCAGGCAAAUCUUUACUACAACAAUGGAACGAUGACCAAAGGCUUUCACGUUCUUAAUGAGUACUGAGCACUCCUUCAAUCACCGGCCGGAAUCGGGGAAUGGUCGUAACUUCAAAUGGUUUGCUGACUUACUCGAGGCAACUAAAUGAUCUGGGUACAUUCCCCCCCUACGACAUAUGAUUUGUGAGAAAGUAAUGACCUUCCUAGUGUUUGAGGAACUGGAGCGCGUUCACAAGAGUGACAGUUUCACCAGACACCAGUGAUCACCUCCCUUGGGUGAAUAUUCAAGAGUUUCAAGCACAGAUGCUUGUUAAAGUAGUUAGUUAAGAAGUUGCUUUAGCCUGUUUGCCUUACAGCCAGGAGGAAGGAUGAUUCAUAGAGAUUUGAUUUGUCUCGCACAAUGUCAAGUAAGCCGAUUGUAGAACGAGAGCUUUCCAGGGUUGCUAGAGUAGAAAAAACUCUGGAGCAAUUUAUGUGAUAGAUGUGAAACCAUGCCAUUGCAAUUACCCUUCCGCACGGCUACAAUUUUGUUGACCUCCCUCACUUGUGAAUUUCUUAUUAUGUCGAAAAAUCUGAGAAAUCAGAGAAUAUGUGACAACCAUAUGACAAACAUACAACUGUAACGUUGAAAGACGAGCUUUUCAAGGUUUUCAUUUGCAUGAAUUCCAGAUUUAU
Messenger RNA from Physcomitrium patens, 2183 nucleotides. RefSeq lists its product as uncharacterized. Gene Ontology annotation, cellular component: mitochondrial membrane. The record is from RefSeq and is a predicted model, not a curated record. Lineage: Eukaryota; Viridiplantae; Streptophyta; Bryopsida; Funariales; Funariaceae. Gene Ontology annotation, biological process: iron import into the mitochondrion. Gene Ontology annotation, molecular function: ferrous iron transmembrane transporter activity.